AUGCCUUUCCGCGAAGAUGAGCAGGAGAUGGAACAUAUAAAAGCUUUGCUGCGGCGCGCCGAAUAUUACGCCGAUGCUGACGAGGAAGAGUGGUGGGGUCGCAUUCUGGAAGAAGACCGAGCAGGUGACCAGUGGAACAUGGACAAGUUGUAUGCGACCGUCGCUUUGUUGAGUCUUCUACCCAACCUUAAGACGCUGCAAUUACCUGAUAGGUGGCAUGAGGUCAGAGAGGGUGAGAGCGCCGAAGCUCUCGUUUCUCAUGUGCAGUCGCUCGUCGCCAUGUCUAAUGCAAAUGGGCACCGACAAAAGCCCCUGGCCCGGCUCGAGACUUUGUUGCCGUUCGUGGAGGAAGGCUAUGACGUCAGAGUUGGCCUGCAGUGUCUUGCGCCCUUUAUGACACUUAACAGUAUCCGGAACAUCUACGCUGUCAGCUGCGUGGCGGUCGACGAGGACUGGGGCGGCGUUCCUUUCAAUUGGCUUAGCCCAAAUGUCAAAUCUCCAUUGACUCGCGUCGAAUUUGCCUAUUGUUGCAUGGACGCUACCGGUCUUUCGGCUUUUCUUGCAAAUACCCCAGCUCUUGAGGUCUUUAAGUACUCACACCAAACGAAAUGGGAUGGUCUCGAACACGACUGGAAUGCGGGCGAAAUGCUCGAGACUCUAGCAAAUUACAAUAGCGAUACUAUUGUUGAACUCGCCAUCACCAUUGACGAGCUGCAUGGCGAGGUCGUGAAUGGCCUUUCCUCGUAUUUGCGAUUUACAAAAUUGCAGAAGCUGGAGGUUGAUGUCGAAUGCUUCUGUGGACCGCCUCUGGAGAGCGGACAGCGACAGGGCCGUGAUCCGCAUGUCCCAGCUGGAGCGAGGGCAUGGAGGCACAUCGACAUCCCUUGCAUGGGUGACAUGCUUCCGGAGAGUAUGAGAGAGUUGCACGUCAACACAAACUUCCCAGAGCCAUCUGAAGAGGCGCUCAGGGCUCUGUUCAAGAACAUCGUGGUGCGACGUAAAGACAAGCUCAUCAACUUACAUACGGCGAUCAUACGACAGUACGGGUCAUCCAGUGCGGGCAAGAUUGCCGAGAGCCAUGAUGUCAUUUUGGAAGUAUUCGGCGCCGAUGGUGACAACCUACUCCCAAGGUCCAUGAUGCCACUGUGGAAGAGAGAAUUCAACAGUCGCGUCGGCGGCAUCGUAUUCACAAAUAGCUAG
Messenger RNA from Alternaria ventricosa, 1200 nucleotides. RefSeq lists its product as uncharacterized. The record is from RefSeq and is a predicted model, not a curated record. Lineage: Eukaryota; Fungi; Ascomycota; Dothideomycetes; Pleosporales; Pleosporaceae. Bases 1 to 1200 code for a protein of 399 amino acids. The transcript is spliced from 2 exons.